GGCCCUUUUGGGGAGGGGGAACCCCCGGCCCCGGCCCCGCGGGGGCUCCGCCGCACGCAGGGGGCAUGGCCGCCGCCCCCCGCCCGCCGCUUCUCUUGUGCUUCGGUUUCAGCCAUUUUUUGAGACCCUUGGAUGGAAUGUGCUGCUUUUGCCACGGAACACAAGGGGCUCUUUCCCAUAACCUAAAUCCUGGGAAUGUGGCUGUUUUGUAUGCAAAGAACCUGCCAUUUCUGACAGCACCAGGACCUGUGCUCCCAGGAUGUCCACGGAUGGCGGGUUUGGCACAGCUGGGAACAGCGAUGCCCAGCAGAGCCUGCAGUCCUUCUGGCCUCGGGUGAUGGAGGAGAUCAGGAACCUCACCGUGAAAGACUUCAGGGUUCAGGAGCUGCCCUUGGCUCGCAUCAAGAAGAUCAUGAAACUGGAUGAAGAUGUGAAGAUGAUCAGUGCAGAGGCCCCUGUGCUGUUUGCCAAGGCUGCUCAGAUCUUUAUAACAGAGCUCACCCUCCGAGCCUGGAUCCACACCGAGGACAACAAACGCAGGACUCUGCAGAGGAAUGACAUUGCCAUGGCAAUCACAAAGUUUGAUCAGUUUGAUUUCCUGAUCGACAUCGUUCCAAGGGAUGAGCUGAAGCCUCCGAAGCGACAGGAGGAGGUUCGCCAGGCAGUGACCCCAGCUGAGCCCGUGCAGUAUUAUUUCACCCUGGCCCAGCAGCCUGCAGCAGUGCAGGUGCAGGGGCAGCAGCAGGGCCAGCAGACCACCACGUCCACCACCACCAUCCAGCCAGGACAGAUCAUCAUCGCCCAGCCUCAGCAAGGCCAGAGCACCCCAGUGACGAUGCAGGUGGGAGAGGGGCAGCAGGUGCAGAUAGUGCAGGCCCAGCCCCAGGGCCAGACCCAGCAGGCUCAGAGCGGGACGGGGCAGACCAUGCAGGUCAUGCAGCAGAUCAUCACCAACACGGGGGAGAUCCAGCAGAUCCCGGUUCAGUUGAAUGCUGGCCAGCUGCAGUAUAUCCGCUUAGCCCAACCCGUGUCAGGCACCCAGGUAGUCCAGGGGCAGAUCCAGACGCUUGCAACCAAUGCACAGCAGAUAACGCAGACAGAAGUCCAGCAAGGGCAGCAGCAGUUCAGCCAGUUCACAGAUGGACAGCAGCUGUACCAGAUCCAGCAGGUGACAAUGCCAGCAGGCCAGGACAUCACCCAGCCCAUGUUCAUCCAGUCCACCAACCAGAGCUCGGACGCCCAGGCCACGCAGGUGACAGGGGACUGAGCAGGGCCACGAGUCCUCUCCCUGUGGGAACCAGCACAAACCACCUCAACAUUUGCCAAACCAGCCUGGUCUGCUGAACACACCUGCUCUGUGUUACCUGCACCUGGUAGUAAGCCUAUAGUAGGCUGCCAUCUCCAGUGCACUCUUACACCUUCCUCUGGUGGGUAUGAGAAUAUCCAACAGACUCUUGACAAGAAUGCAAUAUUUUUAUUUUUAAACCAGUAUUUCAGUGUAUGCAGCUGCUUGUUCAAACCCAGAGAACUAAGACAGAACUGAUCAAAAGGAAUUUGUAGCAUCUCGUCAAACAACCUGUAAAAUGUUUUUUAUUUCUAGUAAGAUUUGAGGGUACUGCUCCUGGUUUGUGUCAGAGCUCUAUUCCUGCUGUUCUGUUUGUAUUUUUUUUUUUUUUUACUCUGGAUAGAGCUAGAUUUGGUCCUCCCAUCUCAGUGGGCUUUAGGGGUGUUUGGGGGGAGUGUGUGUGUGUGUGUGUGUGUGUGUGUGUGUUAGAUUUUCCUCUCCUGCCUCCUCUUUUGGAGCAUUGUCUGUAUACAGGGAGUAGGGGAGGAGUGAUUAACAACAAAAAAAGUGUGAAAACAACAAAAAAAAAAACAUUCCUUGUAUUAUGAUUGUAUUUUCUAAGGGCAAAAGAUUCUUGAAUUUGGCUUCUUUAUUCCAGAAAAACUGAUGGAAUGUGGACAAACCCCAGCCCUGCUGUUACCUGUUGUACUGGCUUUGGUCAAUGCAUGUAAAAUAAGCUUCAGAAAAGGAAUUAAAUUGCUUUUGUCAGA
Messenger RNA from Chiroxiphia lanceolata (lance-tailed manakin), 2055 nucleotides. RefSeq names its product nuclear transcription factor Y subunit gamma (gene NFYC). Gene Ontology annotation, biological process: regulation of DNA-templated transcription. Gene Ontology annotation, cellular component: CCAAT-binding factor complex; nucleus. Gene Ontology annotation, molecular function: protein heterodimerization activity; DNA-binding transcription activator activity, RNA polymerase II-specific; DNA binding. Lineage: Eukaryota; Metazoa; Chordata; Aves; Passeriformes; Pipridae. The transcript is spliced from 11 exons. The record is from RefSeq and is a predicted model, not a curated record. Bases 260 to 1267 code for a protein of 335 amino acids.